Messenger RNA from Andrographis paniculata, 1706 nucleotides. RefSeq names its product probably inactive leucine-rich repeat receptor-like protein kinase IMK2. NCBI's taxonomy places the organism in Eukaryota, Viridiplantae, Streptophyta, Magnoliopsida, Lamiales, Acanthaceae. Bases 404 to 1585 code for a protein of 393 amino acids. The transcript has a single exon. The record is from RefSeq and is a predicted model, not a curated record. Gene Ontology annotation, molecular function: protein binding.
CAACUCCGAACCUAAACCCCUCCCCUCCACGUAGGCUCGGACAACCGUUUGCCCCCCGAACCUCCUACUCAAUAAACAACCAAAACCCACAAUUAAUAAUCCCCCAAUUCCCCAAAAUCCAAUCAAUUUUGCCUCUGAUCUCCACCUUCUUCCUCAAACCACAAAUACACAGAAAACCCACCCCCAAUUUCUUCCUAUUAACCCCGUUGUCGUCCCUCUCAAGCUUUCUUGUGAAGCCACUUUUCCCCCCCCACCACAGUUUUCAACUCUCCUCUGCAACUUUUGAUGCUGUCGCCAUUAAAGCUUCACGGAAAAGCAUUCCCCCCCCUACACUCUUUUUACUUAUAUAUAUAUAUAGGCACACCUCCUUCCUUCUUAUUACAGAGCUUCUCCGCCGCCGGUUAUGGAGUCGCCGUUAGGGUUCGUAUUUCUGAUCUCCCAUUUCUUAACACUCGCCGCCGCUUUGCUCGACCCGAUCGACUUCCUCGCCCUGCAAUCGAUCAGAAAAGGCCUCAGCGAUUUACCUGGCUCUAAUUACUUCGCCGCCUGGGAUUUCACCUCCGAUCCCUGCAACUUCGCCGGCGUUUACUGCGACGCCGAUAGAGUCGUCGCUCUUAACCUCGGCGAUCCUCGGGCCGGGUCCCAGGGUUUGACGGGUCGGAUCGACCCGGCCAUCGGGAAGCUUUCUGCGCUCGCGGAGCUUACCGUCGUUCCGGGUCGGGUAUAUGGAGCAUUGCCUCCUGCUAUAUCUCAGUUGAAAUCGCUUAGGUUUUUGGCCAUUAGUCGGAACUUUUUGUCCGGUGAUAUUCCGGCGAGUUUGGGGCAACUCCGGGGGCUGCGGACGCUCGAUCUCAGCUUUAAUCAGUUCACCGGAAGUAUUCCGUUCGCCGUCGGGACUCUCCCUGCGCUGACGAACGUUGUCCUCUGCCAUAACCGCCUCUCAGGUUCGAUUCCGCCGUUCGUUUCGGAAACCCUAACUCGCCUCGAUUUGAAGCACAACGAUUUUUCCGGUGAUCUUCCGCCGCUAGGGCUGCCUGCCUCCGUCCAGUACCUAUCUCUGUCGUGGAACCGCCUCACCGGUCCGGUCGACGGAAUACUGUCGAGAAUGGAGCAGUUGAGCUAUUUAGACCUGAGUUUGAACCAGUUCACCGGCUGUAUUCCGAGCAACCUCUUCAGUUUUCCGAUCAGUAGCCUCCAACUGCAGCGGAACCAAUUCUCCGGCGCGGUUCAACCGGCGGACCAAGUAACGAUCCCGACGGUGGAUCUGAGCUAUAACCGUCUCUCCGGCGAGAUAUCCCCAAUGUUGUCGACGGUGCAGAAUCUGUACCUGAAUAACAACCGUUUCACGGGGAGAGUUCCGGCGAGCAUGGUGGAUCGCGUGCUGUCGGCGGGGAUACAGAUACUGUACCUGCAGCACAACUACCUGACGGGGAUCGAGAUCAAUCCGACGGUGGAGAUUCCGGUGAGUACUUCGCUGUGUUUGCAGUACAACUGUAUGGUCCUGCCGUUGCAGACGCCGUGCCCUUUGAAGGCCGGGACCCAGAAGACCAGGCCGACGGAGCAGUGCAUUCAGUGGAAAGGGUAAAAUGGUAAUUCAUUGAUUAAUUAAUUAAUUAAAAUUCGUUGAUUUAUUUUUAUUUUUGGUUGUUAUUUUUUGGGUGGAUAAAAUAUUACAAGUGAUGAAAAUUAAAGGCUUUAAAUGUGGA